This is a messenger RNA of Monomorium pharaonis (pharaoh ant), 1804 nucleotides long. Its product is annotated as senecionine N-oxygenase. The transcript is spliced from 8 exons. Lineage: Eukaryota; Metazoa; Arthropoda; Insecta; Hymenoptera; Formicidae. The coding region runs from base 412 to 1671 and encodes 419 amino acids. The record is from RefSeq and is a predicted model, not a curated record. Gene Ontology annotation, molecular function: N,N-dimethylaniline monooxygenase activity; flavin adenine dinucleotide binding; NADP binding.
GACUAGAUCGUGUUUUAUCAAAACUUUAUCUUAAAUUUGAUUAAUAUAUCACACAAGUCUUGUCUUAUCGAAUCUUACGCGCGUUCUACUUGUGCAUAUGUGACGGGUAUAUCUAACGUGGAUGUUAAUCGUAUUUUCAAAAUUUGAUUCGAGGUUCAAUCGACGUGAAAAUUUUAAUUAGUAAUAAAUGUUUAUGCAAUAUUUGAACAAAAUUAUAUAUAAAUUAAUUAAUACACUUUUUCUCAACACGUAAUAAAAGUGUGUGAACAUAAAAACGAAUACUCGACUUUCGAUUGGACCUGUUGCACCUUUCACAAGUCUAGCAGGUUGCUGAUAUAGCAUUUUCGUUAAAAGUGCCAACGAGGAUUCCUCGUGUUCUGUGAAGCUUAAACGGAUAACAACUGCGCAAUCAUGAGAAUCGUCGUAAUCGGCGCCGGAGCCGCGGGACUCGCUGCACUACACAAUUGCGUUUCCGGUACUUACGGCGAUCAGGUGGUGUGCUACGAAAAAACAGAUCAAAUCGGCGGAACCUGGGUCUAUCGGGAGGAAACAGGUUUCGAUAGAUAUGGUUUACCGAUUCACACCAGCACGUACAAGAGUCUCAGAACUAAUUUACCUAAGGAAGUAAUGGGCUAUCCAGAUUUUCCGAUACCGGAAGGACCCGACAGCUACUUGUCGCGCACGGAGAUACUACAUUUUCUGAACGCGUAUUGUGAUCAUUUUGCGUUACGUCCUUAUAUUCGGUUGCUGCAUCAUGUACAGCUGGUGGAGCCGGUUGCGGGAGACCGGAAGUGGUCGGUCAAGGUCAGGGACUUGCAGAGGGACACGGUCGCGAUUGAGCUAUUUGAUGCAGUCAUGGUAUGCAACGGCCACUACUUCCAACCUAUGAUCCCGAAUAUACCUGGCCAGAAUAUCUUCGUAGGCAAACAGAUACACAGCCAUGAUUACAGAGUUCCCGAGCUGUUCGACGGCAAGAACGUUGUCGUCCUAGGAGCUGGUCCUUCCGGUAUGGAUUUGGCGUUGGAGAUAUCCAAGAAUGCGAAUCGCGUGAUUCUGAGUCAUCACCUGACUGAAACCAUUGCCACCGUGUUCCCCGAGAAUGUCGUGCAGAAAGCUGACGUAGUAGAAUUGACGGAAUGCGAAGCGGUUUUUGCGGAUGGGACAAGGGAGCAGGUCGAUGUCGUCUUCUAUUGUACAGGCUACGAGUACAGUUUUCCUUUUCUCGCCGAGUCUUGUGGGGUCCGAGUGGACUCCAACAUGGUCACGCCCCUUUGGAAGCAUCUGGUGUCCAUAGAGAACCCUACUCUGGCUCUGAUUGGUCUUCCAUUUUACGUUUGCGCCUUUAGUAUGUUCGAUUUGCAGGUGCGAUUCGUCCUACGACACUGGCACGGCGAGAGACAGUUUCCCGCGCGAGCGGAUAUGCUGCGCUCCGAGGCGGAGGAGGCCGCGAGACGCGCCGAGAAAGGUUUGCAGAAGAAGCACUUUCACAUGAUGGGCCCGGAGCAAGGUCACUAUUACGACGACCUGGCGAACGUCGCGGGGGUCACGCCGCUGCCGGCUGUGCUGACGAAGCUCCACAACGAGAGCAGCAUGCGUUUCGUGAACGACCUCGUGCACUAUCGACAGGACCGCUACAGGAUCAUCGACGAUUACAAUUUCGUUCAGCUUUAACAGUGGACACACAUUAAAUGUUACUUCACGAGGAUUUCAUAAUUUUUAAGCAUACAUUUUUUGUUUUAUUCAAUAUAUUUUUGUCUUCAAAUAUUUGUGUAUUCAAAAUUAUAAAAAAGAAAUGUUACAUCUA